Molecule: messenger RNA, 3827 nt
Organism: Pecten maximus
Lineage: Eukaryota; Metazoa; Mollusca; Bivalvia; Pectinida; Pectinidae
Product: kinesin-like protein KIN-14E
Exons: 10
Coding region: 192-1214 (340 amino acids)
Biological process (GO): microtubule-based movement
Molecular function (GO): microtubule motor activity; ATP binding; microtubule binding
Source: RefSeq, a predicted model, not a curated record
GUUGACCUGGCCUACGAUACUCUUGUUAUAUUAUAAUUAUGCAGCAGGCAAAGACUUCACAGUUCCCAAAGAAGAAUUAAUUACAAAUUAUUCAAAAGACUUGAGAAAUAAGUUAAAGUAAUUUAACUAUUUUAUCAUAAGUAUAUGGUAUUUAUUUAGUUUCCCCAGAUCUGCAUAGAAAGUAUUACACCAUGGCUGAGGACAUGAAAGGGAAGAUUCAAGUGUACUGCAGGGCCAGACCACUGAGUAGGUCUGAGAAGGAGAGGGGUAAUGUGUCGGUUCUGAAGUCUCCUGAUGACAAAUCCAUCACUGUUGACUCAUCCAGUGGCCCAAAACCAUUCACAUUUGACAAAGUCUUUAUGGAGAACUCCACACAGGAGCAGAUUUUCAAAGACACAGAGAAUCUGAUCAAAUCUGCAGUGGAUGGAUCAAAUGUGUGUAUCUUCGCCUUUGGAGGUUCAGGCUCUGGUAAAACAUUCACCAUGAUUGGUGACGGAGCAUUGGAGUUCCCUGGAAUCGCACCAAGAGCGUUUAAAAGAAUUUUUGAAUUGGCAGAAGAUCUCAGAUCCAAGUUCACCAUCACUGUGACUGCCUAUAUGAUGGAGCUGUACUAUGAUACAUUCAUUGACUUGUUUGCUGAGCGAAAGUCAUCCGGUGAUAAAAAGAUGAAGAUUAAGAAAGAUGAGAAUGGGAUGGUGUUCAUAGAAGGAUCAUGUGUGAAGGAAGCACACAGUGCUGACGAACUUAAUGCCUUCUUUGAAUCAGGCAGAGAUAACAGAUAUGGUGCCACCACAAUGAUGAAUGCUGAGAGCUCCCGUUCCCAUCUUAUUACCGGGAUCAUGAUUGAGAGUGUCGACAAGUCCACAGGACAAGUGAUCAAAGGAAAGCUCAGUUUGGUGGACUUGGCAGCUAGAUAUGGAAGGCAGAUGGCUAGGAGUGUGACUUCGGUACAGGCCAAAGAAGCUUUGCAUAUCAACAAGUCCUUGUCUGCUCUCGAAGAGGUGUUUGUUGCUCUGACUAAUGGCAAGUUCAUCCCCUACAGAAUCAACCGACUCACCUUCUUGCUCCAGGACUCCCUAGGGGGCAAUGCUAAAACUCUCAUGUUUGUCAACAUCUCCCCAGCUGACGAAAUCCAGGAUGAAACCAUUUGCUCUCUUAUGUAUGCCUCUAGAGCGAAAAAGAUUCCUGACGAUGCAUCCAAGAAUGCUGCUUAACAAGUAUAUUGCCAAGUUGAUGAGUAUCAUUGCAAGGAUGAAGAAGGGAGAAGAUGUUGAGGAUGUGGAAUAAACAUGUUUACUCUUGCUCACAGAAGACUGUUAUCAACACAUAACCGGUGGACAUCUCGGUAUAUCAACACUUGACUAGUGGACAUCUUGGUAUAUCAACACUUGACUAGUGGACAUCUUGACAUAUCCUUUACCUAGACUACUAUUGGACAUCUGGGUAUAUCUGUUACCUAGACUACUAGUGGACAUCUCGGUAUAUCUGUUACCUAGACUACUAGUGGACAUCUGGGUAUAUCCGUUACCUAGACUACUAGUGGACAUCUCGGUAUAUUCUGUUACCUAGACUACUAGUGGACAUCUGGGUAUAUCUGUUACCUAGACUACUAGUGGACAUCUCGGUAUAUCCGUUACCUAGACUACUAGUGGACAUCUCAGUAUAUCUGUUACCUAGACUAUUAGUGGACAUCUGGUAUAUCCGUUACCUAGACUACUAGUGGACAUCUCAGUAUAUCUGUUACCUGGACUACUAGUGGACAUCUGGGUAUAUCCGUUACCUAGACUACUAGUGGACAUCUCGGUAUAUCUGUUACCUAGACUAUUAGUGGACAUCUGGGUAUAUCCGUUACCUAGACUACUAGUGGACAUCUGGUUUAUCCGUUACCUAGACUACUAGUGGACAUCUUGGUUUAUCCGUUACCUAGACUACUAGUGGACAUCUAGGUAUACCUGUUACCUAGACUAGUGGACAUCUGGGUAUAUCCAUUACCUAGACUACUAGUGGACAUCUGGGUAUAUCUGUUACCUAGACUACUAGUGGACAUCUAGGUAUACCUGUUACCUAGACUAGUGGACAUCUGGGUAUAUCCAUUACCUAGACUACUAGUGGACAUCUCAGUAUAUCCGUUACCUAGACUACUAGUGGACAUCUAGGUAUACCUGUUACCUAGACUACUAGUGGACAUCUUGUUUUAUCCGUUACCUAGACUACUAGUGGACAUCUCGGUAUAUCCGUUACCUAGACUACUAGUGGACAUCUCGGUAUAUCCGUUACCUAGACUACUAGUGGACAUCUCGGUAUAUCUGUUACCUAGACUACUAGUGGACAUCUUGGUAUAUCCGUUACCUAGACUACUUUUGGACAUCUCGGUAUAUCUGUUUCGAUGUUGACCAGGUGAAGCCCGUGGUCCCAUUAUAAUCCAGUCACUUUCAUUUUCAACUGGAUUGUAUUACUGCUGCUUUACAAUUAAGUGUAUCUGGUAUUUGAGGAAACCUGUGAUCCUGUUAUAAUCCUGUCUCCUAUCUCCUAUAUUUUUCUUAUUACCUCACAAUUUGUCUUCGUGGGACAAUCAAAACUUGACAUUUAUUGGCAGGAUGUCAUUCAUAUGGAGAUUUAUAUAUAUAUUUUUGUUUUUCAUUGUCAGAUAUUAGAAAAAGUCCAAUGUUAUUUUUGGAACUUUGAUCAUAUCCAAUGUUAUUUUUGAAACUAACACCCGAAAUAUUCUUUGGAAAUGUUUGAUAUUACACUUUAUUCAGAUUUAUAGUUUAAUGUGAAAACAUAUUCAAGUUCUGUGAUAUAGCUUGUUGAUAUAUAUAUUUUACUAUAUACAUGUACUAUGUUAUCCAAUAAGUUGUUAAACUUAUGGAAUAAAAGUUGAACUGUGAACUAUAUCAUUCUGAUUUUACACCUAUCUUUAUAUAUACAUAUAUGUAUGCUUUUUUUGAAUAGUUUAUCUUUUUUCAUUCCGUCCUUUAUACAGUCAAUUUUUGUAAGUAAAAAAUAAAGUCUACUACAUGUACAUAUAUAAUUGUUUAAUUACAUUUAAAUUUUCAUUAUUUAAUUGUCAUAUUUCUAUCAUUUUGUCUACUCCUUUGAGUAAAUGAUUAACCCUAUUUUUCUCUCACUUCGUAAUAUACCACUCACUUUGUCUGUGCAUCCGUCUGUCCACGAUAACCUUGUGUACACAAUAUCUCAUGAAUCCCUGAACAGAUUUAGUUCAAAUUCACAACAUAAGUCACGUCAUCAAAUUCUACACCUGAUUAAGUGGUCAUUAGUUAAGGUUAAGGGUCAAAGUACACACUUGACCACUUAUGAAAUAGGAAAAAAAAAAUUGUGUACAAGAUAAUUCUUCAGCUCAGACUUACUUUAUUGUUGACGGUUGUGGUGGAGAGUGUAUAUCUAUGUGAGCCCCACUUACUAUUCUAUUUGCAUUAUAACAUUAUUUAAAACAUGUAUACUACAAGGCUGGUCCUUAUCAAUGAUUUGAUGUUUUUAUUCAAGUGUAUAAUUAGUAUAUACAAACAUAACUAGUGAUUGCAUUGUCAACACUCCAGUUGUGAUUUUUUUUGUUUUUUUUUUUUUAAUAAAGACAAUUAUUUUUAAAUCAAAACUGAAAUAAGAAGAAACACAUUGCUAACCAAUGGACAUUUUGUUUGUUUUUUAUUAUUCAAUAUUCAAUUUUAUUGAUAAUUGAACACAAGAAGAGUUGUACACUACUCUGUCCACUUAAUUUGGUAUCCAGUCCUCCUGCAGGACAUGUCAUUUGAUAUUACAGAUUAACAGGUUUUUCUUUAAUCUUUUCUAAUAAAAAACAAUGUAGUAAA